This is a messenger RNA of Aspergillus calidoustus, 483 nucleotides long. NCBI's taxonomy places the organism in Eukaryota, Fungi, Ascomycota, Eurotiomycetes, Eurotiales, Aspergillaceae. The record is from the annotation of a GenBank genome assembly.
AUGGCAUUCGACAGGCUCUGCGCUGCUGGAUGGACAGCGUGCAUCGCCGUGCUCUCCUAUUGGGAUCUCAAAGUGCUCUACGCGCCUCGAUCUGGCGACCCAGAGGCGUGGUUCCGGUGCGCCAACGCCGCGACAUAUAACGAUGUUCUGCCCGUCGAUGGUGAAUGGGGAAAGUGGAUCAACCUCGUGUGGUGCAGAGCUGGAAGUGGAUGGGCAGAAGAGGCUUGUUGGAAGCGGAGCCGCGCAGAUGCAGCUGCACGUUCUUGUUGCGCUGGCGAGAGUCUCGCUCCUUUUCACUGCUCUAAUGCUGUUAUGGACGAGACGAGGGAGCAGGUCACGCGAUGUAUUGAGACCGCACAGCUUAUUAAGGUAGAAUAUGCAGUUGCACUUUUUAUCCACCGUCCCGAGACCCCAAGGACAGCAGCUCAACAGUUGACCUGCAGUCAAACCCUGGUCGAUCUCAGAGCCCUGAGACGAUCUUAG